Acanthopagrus latus (yellowfin seabream) is the source of this 1167-nucleotide messenger RNA. RefSeq names its product mitochondrial ribosomal protein L16 (gene mrpl16). Gene Ontology annotation, cellular component: mitochondrial large ribosomal subunit; ribosome. Bases 173 to 958 code for a protein of 261 amino acids. Gene Ontology annotation, molecular function: rRNA binding; structural constituent of ribosome. Lineage: Eukaryota; Metazoa; Chordata; Actinopteri; Spariformes; Sparidae. Gene Ontology annotation, biological process: mitochondrial translation. The transcript is spliced from 5 exons. The record is from RefSeq and is a predicted model, not a curated record.
ACGCGCAGGCAGGAAGUCACCUUCUUUCUGGCGGAACUGAAAAAAGCAACACAGCAAUGGCAGCGACCUUGUACAGAGCAUGGCGUUACUAACAGUUUAAUGACCUAACCACCUGAAAUGCUCGUAUAUCGACCACAGGGACUGACGAUUUGGUGUGCAUAGCGUCUGUUUCAUGGUUCACAUCAUGUUCUCCUUCAUCAAGGCGGCUGUCGGCGGAUUGACCGGUGUAUGUAGAGCCCACGGUCACCAAGGUUCUUUACACAGCCACUUGAAAGUCCUAGCUGCUGGGCUGAAGACAUUUGAUGUCCCUCCAGAUUUCCGUGAUGUGGUGUUGCCGGAGAAACCCAAACUGAAGGUUAUGAACAAGGUACCUAACUUAAAAAAGGUCAAGAAAGAGAUGAAGAAGCUGCGGGAUAUCCAAGGCCCAGCUCAGGCAGCCAACACAUUCACAAGUGGACAGUAUGCUAUUGUGGCCCUUGGAGGGGGCUACAUUCACUGGGGUCACAUAGAGAUGAUUCGUCUCACCAUCAACCGCAAGAUGGAUCCCAAGACUACAUAUGCCCGCUGGCGCAUCAAUGCCCCGUAUAAACCUAUCACACGUAAAGGUCUGGGUCAGCGCAUGGGAGGGGGCAAGGGAGCCAUCGAUCACUACGUGACACCUGUCCGCUAUGGUCGUUUAAUUGUGGAGCUCGGAGGAAAGUUGGAGCUUGGGGAGAUUGAACAUGUCUUGACUCAAGUGGCAAAGAAGCUGCCCUUCCCUGCCAAGGCAGUGAGCAGAGAGAGCCUAGCUGCCCUGCAACAGAAGCAGGCUGAUAUGGAGCAAAAUAACCAGAAUCCCUGGACCUUCAAGCAGAUAGCUCAGGGCAACAUGCUGGGUAUCAGGAAGGUGCUCAGCCCCCACGACUUGCAUAAUCAUGGACGAUUUACAGGCAAAUUUCACCUCAAAGGGAGGGUGUGACAGGCCUGACGGACAGAAAUCAGUGUCAUACUGUAUUACCAUGUAGACCACAUCAUUGAAGAAGCAACCAAAACAUUGAAAGACUCUGGCUUUCAGUGACAUUUGGGGAUCUUUCCUGGUUUCUUUUUUUUUAUGCAUUGAUUGGGAUAGUUUUUCCCUUUUGUUGUUCACAAUUAAAACAAUAAACUAGAUAAUCUCGUUCAGUUUCA